AUGGUUUACAUUCUGCUGUAUGUAGACAACAUCAUCCUCAUCACCUUCACUCUUGUCCUCCGCCAAUUAAUUAUGUCACUCUUAGCAUCUGAGUUUGCAAUGAAGGAUUUAGGCCCUCUGAGUUACUUUAUGAGUAUUGCAGUAUCUCGUCAUCCUGAUGGCAUAUUUCUCAGUCAAAGCACUUAUGCUUCAAAGAUCAUUGAACGUGUUGGCAUGGUGUCCUGUAAACCAUCAGCCACUCCUGUUGACACCAAGCAGGAACUUAUCACCUCCCCCAACACUUCUUAUGAGGAUCCCUCCUUGUAUCGGAGUCUUCCAGGGGCCCAACAGUAUCUCACCUUCACUCGACCUGAUAUAUCAUAUGCUGUUCAGCAAGUUUGUCUUCACAUGCAUGCCCCUCGCACGGAACGUAUGCUUUCUCUUAAGCGCAUUUUGCGCUAUGUUCACGGCACCUUACAUUUUGGACUACACUUAUCCCCAUCUCCCAUUACAAAGCUUAUCUCCUACACUAACGCUGAUUGGGGUGGAUGUCCUGACACCAGACGUUCUACAUCUAGUUACUGUGUUUUUCUAGGUGACAACCUUAUUUCUUGGUCUUCCAAAAGGCAACCAAAUCUCUCCCGUUCCAGUGCUGAAGCCAAAUAUAGGGGGAUUGCCAAUGUUGUCUCUGAAUUGUGUUGGAUUCACAAUCUUCUCCUGGAACUCCAUUUUCUUAUUCCUCGGGCCACUUUGGUGUAUUGUAACAAUGUUAGUGCCAUCUAUCUAUCUGGUAAUCAUGUGCAGCAUCAGCGUACUAAGCAUAUUGAGAUGGACAUUCAUUUUGUUCAGGAAAAGGUAGCUCGUUGUCAGGCUCACGUCCUUCAUGUUCCCUCAAGACAUCAGAUCGCAGACAUCUUCACCAAAAGACUUCCUCCCAUUCUCUUUGAUGAUUUUCGGACCAGUCUAAGCGUACGUGAACCUUCUGCUUCGACUGCGGAGGUGUGA
Molecule: messenger RNA, 984 nt
Organism: Lathyrus oleraceus (garden pea)
Lineage: Eukaryota; Viridiplantae; Streptophyta; Magnoliopsida; Fabales; Fabaceae
Exons: 1
Coding region: 1-984 (327 amino acids)
Source: RefSeq, a predicted model, not a curated record